Molecule: messenger RNA, 932 nt
Organism: Linum tenue
Lineage: Eukaryota; Viridiplantae; Streptophyta; Magnoliopsida; Malpighiales; Linaceae
Source: the annotation of a GenBank genome assembly
CUUAUUGAUCAAUCUCUCUUAAUUAUCUCUGCCUGCCUGGUGAUCAUAACCCUUUCCCUCCAAACUCUUAGCGAUUGGUCGAGAUUUAGAAACUUUUGUGUAUUUUUUUGUCGGAGCUUCCAAUUAAGCACCUCUAUGUUUCUUCUAUCCCUCUUUUCAUUGAGAAGCACGUUAUCCCUUGUACCUUAAUUGUUUCAUCUUUGCAAGUGGAAGAAGAAACCCUCCCCAACCCCCUGCCCAGUCCUCUCCCAUGGCUAAGGCAGCAGGAGCACAGGCAUCAGAGGCAGGGAAGGACGAAGGAGCACCGUUGCCAAAAUUCGGGGAGUGGGAUGUGAAUAACCCAGCCUCAGCUGAAGGCUUCACAGUCAUAUUCAACAAGGCAAGAAACGAGAAGAAGACAAAGGCUGGUCCUGUCAAAAUUAAUUCCCAAAAUGCUAACAAUAAUGAAUCUCCUACAUUCAACAAAAAUCAACCUUAUCAACCUCCCGAAUCUUCUCGCAACAAGUGGCUUUGCUGUGGUUGAGAAAUCUGCUUGCAGUUCAAGCAUGGUAUGCGGAUCAGAGCUCAGAAGUGAAUGUAUAGAAGCUGUACGCGGACGAAGCAGUUAGGUCAACUAAUUAAUUCGUGAAUGAGUCAGGGACAUAUAGCUGUACGUUGCAGCCUUGCAGGAUUUGCAAAUUUUGACAAUAUGGAUGGAGAAGGGGUGCCGUUCAUUAUUAUAGACCACUCUCCAUUAAUCUCUCUGGUUUCUUGUCCAAAUUAAGUUUAAUAUUCUGAAACCAUUUGAUCUCUUGCAGUAACUUUUCUUCAGGCAGUUUCCUUUGGAUAUGCAGCAUUCAGAAUCCUAUGGAGUAGUCUACUUUAAUUUGUUUCUGAUAAUUUUGUGUUGUAAGGGUGAAGAUGCAUGUGCAUAUUUAAUUUGAAGUAGCUAG